AUUUAUUUAGUGGGUCUCCAUGGCCAAGCCAGGAUUCGAACCCAGAGCCAAUAGUCCACACUGGCUCCAGCAAUCCGCUCCUUCUUCCCAAAUGCCUUCACUGCAAAAGAAGGCACCAUAAAAUGGACCUGAUCCUGAACUGCCGGCCGGUGUGUGGCCAAUGGCAAGAGCUGGUGGACUCCAGAGCUCUCUGGAAGCUCAGGCUCAAGGGCUGGAUCUGUUUCUAUUUCAUAAGGAGACCAAAUGCAUACUAUGCUUUGUAUCACCUGGAGAAGAACUUGACCCAGAACCCUUGCGGCGGAGAAGGCUUGGAAUUCUGGGAAAUCGUGACACCUGAAGAGGAGGCGAGAAAAGGCCAAUGGGAAGUUCGGGCAGUGUCCGGUGCGGGUAAAAUGACGCUGACGACAAGUUAUUUUCUUCAGAGGAAUGCCUACAGAGGAGAGAAGGUCCAGCAUGAGGUGAAUAAAUGCUUCGCUGCAACGAUUGGGUGAGGACUGUGGCCACCUUUGAGCCGAAAUUCACAAACCCAGGAACCACACAAGAAUAACCAAAAGCAGCGUCACCAUCGGGACAAGUAUUGUAGAGUAUUAUUAAUGUGAAGACCAUUAUUACAAUGAUGGAGACGACUGAUUCCAGCGGUUACAUUUACUUCCAUGCAUCACCUCCACAGACUCCAAGUGGUGCUUGAUUUGAAGGGGGGGGGGGGAAACACCCACCAAAUAAUAACAUAUGGUUGUAUCUGUGUCGUUUUCUGCCUGGAUCUAUCAGAGCUGGGGUUUGCAAGCCGAUGGUCUUGGUGCAGGGAGAGGGAAAAAGCAGUGGCCACGCAUGAUCAAGAUCGUUGGUUGUUGUAUUGUUGUGUGUUUUUGUUGUAUUCCUUGAAUGUUUUCAAAGGAACUUGUUAUAAAAUGUCACGUUAAAU
Sceloporus undulatus (fence lizard) is the source of this 922-nucleotide messenger RNA. Its product is annotated as F-box only protein 6-like. Bases 123 to 491 code for a protein of 122 amino acids. Gene Ontology annotation, cellular component: cytoplasm; SCF ubiquitin ligase complex. Gene Ontology annotation, molecular function: protein binding; ubiquitin protein ligase activity. Gene Ontology annotation, biological process: glycoprotein catabolic process; SCF-dependent proteasomal ubiquitin-dependent protein catabolic process. The transcript has 2 exons. The record is from RefSeq and is a predicted model, not a curated record. NCBI's taxonomy places the organism in Eukaryota, Metazoa, Chordata, Lepidosauria, Squamata, Phrynosomatidae.